Messenger RNA from Pantherophis guttatus, 2048 nucleotides. RefSeq names its product tRNA splicing ligase complex subunit 3C (gene TSLIG3C). The record is from RefSeq and is a predicted model, not a curated record. Lineage: Eukaryota; Metazoa; Chordata; Lepidosauria; Squamata; Colubridae. Gene Ontology annotation, cellular component: tRNA-splicing ligase complex.
ACCUCGCAGGGUUGUUGUAGAGAGAGUUUGCAAGAAGGAGCCCUAUAGGGGCAGGAGGGGGCAGUGGAGCUCUUGGACUCUUCUCCCCUGCAGGCCACAGAAGGCUCUGGACAGGUUGCCCACUCACCCAGGGGCUACCACUGAGUCAAAGGCUUUACAGAAGUCUAUGUAAAUUGGGUCUGUUGCUUUGCCCUGGUCUAGUUGUGUAGUCCAUAUGUUUUUGCAGUGUAGGAGUUGCAGAUUACAGAACGAAUUCUUUUUUUUUUUUUUUCUGAAACCAAAUUGUUUGUUAGAGAGUAGAUUGUUUGUCUCUUUAAGUGGAGGGUAAUGAAUUCUGGGAGUUGAAGUCCGCCAGGCUUAAAGUUGCCAAGGUUGGAGACCUCUGCUCCAAAGGACCUGAAGGCAAUACAUGGAAACGAAUCAAGGAGAGAAGCAACCUGGAACUAAGGAGAAAUUUCCUGACAGUCAGAACAAUUAACCAGUGGAACGACCUGCCACCAGAAGUUGUGGGUGCUGCAACAAUGGAGGUGUCUGGAAUGAUUUCCGUCAAUAAAAACCUUCACCGAGGUGGCCGAAGCUGGGGUCUCCAGCCCUCGUUUCAUGACGCUCUGCUCGUGGCUGGUUUCAGAGCUCCGAACCCUUUGUCGGCUGGAGGAGGACGUUAGCCCGGUGCAGGGACCUGAGGAUGCCGAGACAUUUCAGAUCGAAAUCAGCGGCCUCCUGGGUGAGCUGCAUUGCCCGUAUCCAUCACUGACCACAGGGGACGUAAUGGCUAGACUCAGCACCCGAGACCACUGCCUGCAGCUUCUGUAUUUUUUGAGCUCGGAGCUGCUGGCUGCCCGGCUCCAGGCCAGGAAAACGCUUCAGUCAGCAAAGCAAGGUGACAGAAAUAACCAAGCUCUGCGAGAACUUCAUCAGAUCUGCCAAACCCUGGGAAUGCCUGAGCCAGACCCAGCUUCCUCUGUGGCUCAGGUUAUGGAGGACAUUGGAUCCCAGGUUUCAGAGGCGCUCGCUGCACAGGGGCCUGAGCCCCACUGGAUGGCACCACUUCUCAAGGCCCCGUUGACCUCUGAGCAAUGGAAAGCGCUGGAUGAGAUUAACCAAGUGCUGGGCACCGAAUACCAGUGCCGAAGACACAUGAUGCUGACCCGUUUCGACGUCACCGUUGCGUCCUUCCAUUGGUCUGAGAGGGCCAAGAACCAAAGCACAGCCAUGUCCGAAGCCUUCCAACCUUUACGGAAGUCUUUGCCGGAAGAUUCCCAGCUCCGCCUUUCCCACCUGCUGGCUGCUCGGGAAGACUUUUCUCGUAUCGUGAAGACCAGCAGCGGCGCUUUGCGGAGUAAGACCAGUUGUGCAGUCAACAAGGUCUUGAUGACGGGCAGCGUCCCAGACCGGGGAGGACGCCCAAACGAAAUCGAGGCCCCCAUGCCCACCUGGGAGAAGAGGAGAGAAGGAGGAGGAGGAGGAGGCGGCCAGCGCUGGGCUAAACGGGGCAAGAAAAAGAAGAAAUAAGGGAAGAGGGUAUGAAACCGGCUGCCGUGGGUUGCCGUGGCCAGAAAGUUCGAAAUGAAGGAAGCGCCACGGAUUCCCACCAAAAACGUCCAAUUCUCAAUCUCGCCUUUCUCCAGGAUGGAGGCAGGGCACCGUUUAAAUAAGGACGUGGUCUUUUGGCACUCCAGAUAUGCCAUAAUAAGGCCAACUCCCAUCAUCCAAAGAUCACUCCGACUUUCGGAGAGGCCUAACUCUCCUAAGCUUUGGGGAAGGAAGGCUACGUGCCAUAGCAGCUGGAUUGCUUUAAAGGCAAGCGGGAAGCCGCAAAGCAUUUGUUGGCUGUCUGAAAUCCAAAAUAAGUAUUUUGUACUUUGUACAAAAUACAAAUAAGUAUUUUGGGGAUUUAUUUUCACUCUAAACGUCACAGAAUGGGGUGCCUGGCAGUAGAAAAGAGGACAAGCUCAAUGGGCUUUGACUUAGAUUUUUACUGUAAAGAAAGAUUCCAUAUUAGGUAUCUGUUCAUCCGGAAGCAGAAAUGCAUGAGUCGUUUUGGGUGG